AUGGCAACUUCAGCGACAACUUCCAAACAAUGUUUUAUAUGUGGAAAAGACAAAGCAGCCUUAUACACAUGUGAAGGCUGCUCAGAAAAAUUUUGUCCGAAAGAUUUACUAAAACAUCAACAAGAACAUGUAUUAGAUCUGGAAAAAAUUGUUACUGAUUGUGAUACAUUCCAACAAAGUAUUAGUGAGCAACAGCAAGAUCUCAAUUAUCGUCCAUUAAUACAACAAGUGAAUGAGUGGGAACACGAUUCAAUCAUGAAGAUUAAGAAAACAGCAGAAGGCUGCCGACAAAGAUUAAUUAAAUCGACAGACGAUAAUAUUGCUGAAAUAAAGAAGAAAUUAAAUCAAUUCAUUGCUGACUUAAGAAAAAUGCGAGAUGAUGAAGAUUUCAAUGAAAUUCAUUUAAAUAACUUCAGAGUGUUGUUAGAAGAAUUGAAGAAAACGCUUGAGCAACCACUGAAUGUUUCCAUUUUGAAAGAACCUACAUCGUUUAUAAGCAAAAUAUCAAUUUCAGGUUAG
Molecule: messenger RNA, 519 nt
Organism: Rotaria socialis
Lineage: Eukaryota; Metazoa; Rotifera; Eurotatoria; Philodinida; Philodinidae
Source: the annotation of a GenBank genome assembly